AUGUUCAGUCUGAUCAAAAAGGAGAAGGAUGGAGGGAAGAAAGAGAAGGAUAAGAAGGACAAGAAGGAGAGGAUGUCUGCGGCGGAGCUGCGCAGCCUGGAGGAGAUGAGCAUGAGGCGUGGCUUCUUCAACCUCAAGAGAGAGUCCAAGCGCGAUUCCAAGAACAAGCUGGAGAUCUCCAACCCCAUCCCCAUCAAGGUGGCCAGCAGCCACGAGCUCAGCCUCACUGACAUCGAGUCAGACGGCCUGAGCAACCGCAGUAGCAUGGUGCUGGACGUAGACGGCCUGAGCGCUGCCAGCUCCACCGAUGACCUGAAGGGCGAGGGGGGCGGCUGUCUGGACAAGGACCGUGGCUCGGUGCGAGACCGCGUGGCCCACUUCGGCUCGAUGGCCAAGCACAACUCCUCUCAGGUCAUGAAGCGCUUCUCCUUCUCCCAGAGGAGCAAAGAGGAGAGCCCCUCGGAGACCUCCACGCUCUCGGGACAGAACUCAGCUGCUCCGUCCCCGCAGGUGGAGAACAAGGUGUUCGACCCGCAGAGUAAGCACAGCCUCCAGCAGCAGAAGCUGGGGUUGGGGGUCGGGGUGUGGGUCGGGCCAGCACCUUGGCCAGUGCCGGUCAAGAUGGCUCGCAUCCCUGAGGUGGUGGACAAGACCUUCCCUGCUGACCUGAGGCUCCCGGUUGUCAUCCCUCCACAGUCUCCGGAGCCACGGGAGCUGGAGCUCCAGCGCCGCAACACGGGUGACUUCGGAUUCUCCCUGCGCCGCACCACCAUGUUGGACCGCGGAGCCGACGGAGGGGUCUACCGGAGGGUGGUGCACUUCGCAGAGCCCGGGGCCGGCACUAAGGACCUGGCCCUGGGGCUGGUGCCGGGAGACCGUCUGGUGGAGAUCAACGGGGGAAACGUGGAGAACAAGACCAGGGACGAGAUUGUGGAGAUGAUCCGUCAGUCUGGGGACACGGUGAGGCUGAAGGUGCAGCCCAUCCUGGAGCUGAGUGAGCUGAGCCGCUGCUGGCUGAGGAACACAGACGGCCAGCGCCGAGAGGCCCAGGAUGGACAGGUGGACGAGGACCCCGUGGCCAUCCUUCAGGCGUCUCAUGCCGCUGCCCAACAACCCAAGGUGAAGACAGAGGAGCAGAUAGCCACAGAGCAGGCAUGGUACGGCUCAGAGAAGGUCUGGCUGGUCCACAAGGAUGGCUUCUCCCUGGCGACACUGCUGAAGACUGAGGCGGGCUCCCUGCCGGAGGGGAAGGUGAAGAUCAAACUGGAACAUGACGGGACAAUCCUGGACGUAGAUGAGGAUGACGUGGAGAAGGCGAACCCCCCGUCGUUUGACCGCUCUGAGGACCUGGCCUCGCUGCAGUACCUCAAUGAGUCCAGUGUGAUGCACUCCCUGCGGCAGCGUUACGGGGGAAACCUCAUCCACACACACGCCGGGCCCAACAUGGUCAUCAUCAAUCCCCUCAGCGCUCCCUCCAUGUACUCAGAGAAGGUGAUGCACAUGUUUAAGGGGUGCAGGCGAGAGGACACGGCACCUCACAUCUACGCGGUGGCUCAGUCGGCCUACAGGAACCUGUUGACCACGCGUCAGGACCAGUCCAUCGUGCUGCUGGGGAAGAGCGGCAGCGGCAAGACCACCAACUGUCAACACCUGGUCCAGUACCUGGUCUCCAUCGCUGGCAGCACCGGAAAGAUCUUCUCUGGAGAGAAGUGGCAGGCAGUAUACACCAUCCUGGAAGCAUUUGGGAACAGCUCCACCUCCAUGAACACCAACGCCAGCCGCUUCUCUCAGAUUGUCUCUCUGGACUUCGACCAGGCUGGCCAGGUGGCCUCCGCAUCCAUACAGACCAUGCUGCUUGAGAAGCUGAGAGUGACCAAACGGCCGGAGACUGAGUCCACCUUCAACGUCUUCUACUACAUGAUGUCCGGAGCUGAUAGCACUCUCAGAACGGAGCUGCACUUUAACCACUUUGCAGAGAACAGCGCAUUUGGAAUUGUGCCUCAGUCUAAACCGGAGGACAAACAGAAGUCAUCUCAGCAGUUCACCAAGCUGCAGGCAGCCAUGAAGGUGCUGGGCAUCUCAGUGGAGGAGCAGAGGGCUCUGUGGCUCAUCCUGGGGGCCAUCUACCACCUGGGGGCAGCAGGGGCCACCAAAGAGGCUGGCGAAGCUGGCCGUAAGCAGUUUGCCCGUCAUGAGUGGGCCCAGAAGGCAGCCUACCUGCUGGGCUGCACCCUGGAGGAGCUCUCCUCUUCCAUCUUUAAGCACCAGGCCAAGGGGCCCAUGCAGAGGUCCACCUCCUUCCGUGGGGGGCCCGACGAGGUCGGCGCAGGAGACAGCUCAGGCUCUAAGAUCACAGCCCUGGAUUGUUUGGAGGCCAUGGCUUCAGGCCUGUACUCGGAGCUCUUCACCCUCGUUAUCUCCCUUGUCAACAGAGCUCUGAAGUCCAGUCAGCACUCACUGUGCUCUCUGCUCAUCGUGGACACACCGGGUUUCCAGAACCCUCGCAUGGCCAAGCGGCAGCGUGGUGCCACCUUCGAGGAGCUGUGCCACAACUACGCCCAGGAGCGCCUGCAGACUCUGUUCCACGAACGCACCUUUGUACAGGAGCUGGAGAGAUAUAAGGAGGAAAACAUAGAGCUUGCAUUAGAUGACAUAGAGUCCAGUACCUCAAUGUCUGUAGCAGCUAUAGACCAAGCAUCUACUCAAGCGCUGGUGCGCACCCUGGCGAGGACAGAUGAGGCUCGAGGUCUGCUGUGGCUGAUGGAGGAGGAGGCUGUGCAGCCAGGGGGCUCUGAGGACACUCUGCUGGAGAGACUCUUCAGUUACUACGGCCCUGACCAGGGGGACAACAAAGGACACGCCCUGCUCCUGAAGAGCGACAAGCCGCAUCACUUCCUGUUGGGCCACAGCCACGGGACAGACUGGGUGGAGUACGAUGCUCAGGGUUGGCUGAGCCACGCCAAGCAGAACCCCGCCUCCCAGAAUGCUGCCACUCUGCUGCAGGACUCACAGAAGAAGAACAUCAGCAGUCUGUUCUCUAGUCGUAGUGGAGGGCCCACAGUGCUGUCUGGCUCUAUCGCAGGGUUGGAGGGGGGAUCUCAGCUGGCCCUCCGCAGAGCCACGAGCAUGAGGAAGACCUUCACAACCGGCAUGGCUGCCGUAAAGAAGAAGAGCCUCUGCAUCCAGAUCAAACUGCAAGUGGAUGCUCUGCUGGACACAGUACGCAGGUCCAGAGUUCACUUUGUCCACUGCCUACUGCCCAAGGCAGAUGCGGUGGGGGUGGGUGGGGAGCCGCGCGUGGCCCACGGAGAAAGCUGCGACUCAGGCCUCAUGCAGCUGGAUGUGGGCCUUCUGAGGGCUCAGCUCCGUGGAUCGAAGCUUAUUGACGCGCUGCGCAUCUACAGGCAAGGUUACCCUGAUCACAUGGUGUUCUCUGAAUUCCGUCGCCGAUUCGAUGUGUUGGCACCCCACCUGACCAAAAAGCACGGGCGCCACUACAUUGUCACAGACGAGAAGCGGGCUGUGGAGGAGCUGUUGGAGUCUCUGGACUUGGAGAAGAGCAGUUACCACAUGGGCCUGAGCAGGGUGUUCUUCAGAGCUGGGACCCUGGCCAAACUGGAGGAGCAGAGGGACGUCCAGACCAGACGCAACAUCACCAUGUUCCAGGCUGCCUGCAGAGGAUACCUGGCCAGACAGGCCUUCAAGAAGAGGAAGAUCCAGGACCUGGCUAUCCGCUGCAUCCAGAAGAACAUCAAGAAGAACAAGGGCGUGAAGGGCUGGGCCUGGUGGAAGGUGUUCACCACAGUACGCCCCCUUAUAGAGGUCCAGCUCACAGAGGAGCAGAUACGUGGCAAAGACGAGGAGAUUCAGCAGCUGAAAGGGAGGCUGGAGAAGGUGGAGAAGGAGAGGAACGAGCUGAGACUCAACAGUGACCGCCUGGAGAGCCGGAUCACAGAGCUGUCGUCGGAGCUGGCAGACGAGAGGAACACAGGAGAGUCGGCCUCUCAGCUGCUGGAGUCUGAGACCUCAGAGAGACUGAGACUGGAGAAAGACAUGAAGGACCUGCAGACUAAGUUUGACUCGAUGAAGAAGUCUAUGGACUCUAUGGAGAUGGAGGUGAUGGAGACCAGACUCCUCAGAGCCUCUGAGCUCAACGGAGAGAUGGACGACGACGACACAGGGGGAGAGUGGAGACUGAAGUAUGAGAGAGCCAUCAGAGAGAUUGAGUUCACCAAGAAGAGGCUCCAACAGGAGUUUGAUGACAAGCUGGAGAUUGAGCAGCAAAACAAACGACAGCUGGAGAGGAGGCUAAGUGACCUCCAGGCAGACAGUGAGGAGGUGCAGCGUACGGCCCAGCAGCUGAAGAAGAAGUGUCAGAGAUUGACGGCUGAGCUACAGGACACCAAGCUACACCUGGAAGGUCAGCAGAGCCGCAACCAUGACCUGGAGAAGAAACAGAGGAAGUUUGACUCCGAGCAGAACCUGUCUCAGGAGGAGGUUCAGAGGGAGAAGAAUAUUAGAGAGAUGCUGAGCAGAGAGAAGGACAUGCUGACUGGAGAGGUGUUUAGCCUACGACAGCAACUGCAGGACAAGGACCUGGAGAUGUGUGCGCAGAAUGUGAAGUUAGAACAGCUGGAGGCGGAGCUGCUGGACCUGUCGUCCCAGGAGACCAAGGAUGAGGCGUCCCUGUCCAAGGUGAAGAAGACAAUGCGUGACCUGGAGGCCAAGGUCAAAGACCAGGAAGAGGAGCUGGAUGAACAGGCCGGAACUAUACAGAUGCUGGAGCAGGCUAAGCUGCGUCUGGAGAUGGAGACAGAGAGACUGCGCCAGACACACUCCAAGGAGAUUGAGAGUAAAGAUGAGGAGGUGGAGGAGAUCAGACAGUCCUGCAGUAAGAAGCUGAAGCAGAUAGAAGUCCAGCUGGAGGAGGAGUAUAAUGACAAACAGAAGGUCCUACGUGAGAGGAGAGAACUGGAGACCAAGCUGCUGUCUGCCCAGGACCAGGUGAACCCCAGAGACGUGGAGACAGAGAAGAGGCUGAGGAAGGAUCUGAAGCGCACCAAGGCCCUGCUGGCCGACGCCCAGAUCAUGCUGGACCACAUGAAGAACAACGCCCCCAGCAAGAGAGAGAUUGCCCAGCUCAAAAACCAGCUGGAGGAGUCAGAGUUCACUUGCGCGGCAGCAGUGAAGGCCCGUAAAUCUAUGGAGGUGGAGAUUGAGGACUUGCAUGUGCAGAUGGACGACAUCUCCAAAGCCAAACAGGCUCUGGAGGAGCAGUUGAGCAGGCUGCAGAGAGAGAAGAAUGAUCUGCAGUCUCGUAUGGAGGAGGACCAGGAGGAUAUGAACGAGCUCAUGAAGAAGCACAAGUCAGCUGUCUCCCAGUCAACUCAGAACCUAGCCCAGAUUUCUGACCUACAAGCCCAGCUGGAGGAGGCCCUCAAGCAGAAGCAGGAUGUCCAGGAGAAGCUCUCGGCACUGCAAAGCCAGCUGGAGUUCCAGGAGACUUCUAUGGUGGAGAAGUCUCUGGUCAGCAGGCAGGAGGCCAAGAUCCGAGAGAUGGAGACCAAGAUGGAAUUUGAGAAGACACAGGUCAAACGCUUGGAGAGCCUGGUGGCCCGUCUGAAGGAGAACCUUGAGAAGCUAACAGAGGAGCGGGAUCACCGCAGCACCAGCGAGACCCGGGAGAAGGAGCAGAACAAGCGGCUCCAGAGACAGAUCAGAGAUAUCAAGGAGGAGAUGGGAGAGCUGGCCAAGAAGGAGGGAGAGGCCAGCCGCAAGAAACAUGAGCUGGAAAUGGAUAUUGAAAGCUUGGAGGCAGCCAAUCAGAGCCUGCAGGCGGACCUUAAACUAGCCUUCAAGAGGAUUGGUGACCUCCAGGCUGCCAUCGAAGAUGAGAUGGAGAGUGACGACAACGAGGACCUCAUCAACAGUUUACAAGACAUGGUGACAAAGUAUCAGAAAAGAAGGAACAAAACUGAGGGAGACUCAUCUGACUCGGAGGUGGAAGACCGUGUGGACGGGGUCAAGUCCUGGCUGUCCAAAAACAAAGGCUCGACCAAGAACCUCUCAGAUGACGGCAGCCUCAAGAGCGCCAGUCCUCCUAGCCGAAGACGGUUCUGCUUUGACAAAUCUGACGAAGAAGAGGAAGAAAAAAAAGAAGGUGGUGUGUCCCGAGGGUCCUACCGCUCCAGAAACACACGGGGCAGCUACCUGAACAACAGUAACAGCGAAGACAAGCUCUCUGAGACAACAUAGUUCACACACCAGCCAACAAACCCUGCAUGUUGAGAGGGCCCCUGUGGUGCUGUCAUCACACACAACCACUCUACUGUUCUUCUAACCCUGCAACAUGGCAAUGAUACUAUACACUAUCAUUAUUAUUCUACUGUUACAAAGCAGUCACAUGUGACAAUGUCUCCAUCUUGGAUCUGGCCCCGCCAGUUGAACAGCACCUCCAUUAAUAAUUUCUUGUCACUCCUGUCUCUGCUGGCUGCAUGAGGACAGCUGCUGCUUGGCUGGUGCCAUCGUCUCCUACUUCCUAGACUCUGUCAUCGUCAUCAUGGUUGUUACUGAGCCAAAGAACUAGCUAUGUUCCCUUGUGUUUUAUCACUGCAUCGGGGGACCAGAAAGAAAACAAAUCUGACAAAAAAAGACAGAGGAAAUAAGUACCAAAAAGCCUUUGUUGCAAGUAGAUGUGUACACUGUGUUAUUGCUUAUCAAGUAGAUGUGUACACUGUGUUAUUGCUUAUCAAGUAGAUGUGUACACUGUGUUAUUGCUUAUCAAGUAGAUGUGUACACUGUGUUAUUGCUUAUCAAGUAGAUGUGUACACGGUGUUAUUGCUUAUCAAGUAUAUGUGUACACUGUGUUAUUGCUUAUCAAGUAUAUGUGUACACUGUGUUAUUGCUUAUCAAGUAUAUGUGUACACUGUGUUAUUGCUUAUCUGAGUCCUGGUAAAAAGACCAGAGUUUAUUUUUGGGAGACGUACCGCUGAUAUACAGUACAUAGGGUCCUCUACAGCUGUGCUUAGAUUCUGGCUGCAGCGCGGCGCCACCCCCCUGAAAGAAGACGCUUUCAUCGGCUCAUCUGUUUGUUUUGUAUUGCUUGUUUUAGCAGGAGAAUGUUUCCUAACAGGAAGACAACAGAAGAGAGCUGCAGCACCAAACGGCUUUGUGAUGAAAGUUUAGCCCUUCUCUUCUUUUUUCCAUCUUUUUGUUUUGAUGUUUGAAAGAAGAUCAUUUGUUUUCGAGAGUCCUGCCAUCAAGAAAAUGAAUUUCCAGGAGGUUGGAGCGUAGCAUACCCAAUGAAAUGCCUUGCCUUUUAUUUCAACUUGAAUUGAACUAAGUACUUUGCAGAAAUGCUUUUGGGGUGAGAGUCUUUGGCUCAGCUGUUUUUCUUUCUUCUCUCUGUCGUUGUGGUUGUUGUUGUUCUCGUGCUUUUCACUCAUAUUUUUCUCUCCAUUUGAUGUUUGCUUUCCAAAGGGAACGAUAUUGAACACCAUGCUUUAUGGUGGUUUGCCUUUAGUUUAUAUAUACUUCAACACCAACAUGUUUUCUUUUUCUGAUAAACCAUAUUGGAUUACACAUGGUGAGGAUUUGGGUUCCUCAACGCGCAUGUUAAAUCCUCCUGUGUUGCAUCACCACUCUGUAAACUGGAUAUAAGGCAUUCAAAUCCAUUUCAGUGUCUCUGAAGCCUAUUUGUCAUGUAGGAUUCAUCAGUAUUCUGUCCUGAACCAUUGCCACUGUUCAUAACAGAGCAGCAGUUUAACCAGGAAGAUAUUAAAGACCCAUUCUUUUACGGUUGCGUGGUGUUACAUUGAACCCUUUGGCUGUCUCUUUAGUAUUUAUGAAUUAGCGUUAAUGAAUUGAGCAGGCCUGCCAAAAUGUGUAUUAUCCACCUGUACAUGGCAAGUGGGGCUGAAAGGAUUCUGUUGAUACUUUGCGUGAAGGGAGAAGUUUGGUGCGUUUGUAUUAUACAUGCUUUUUAAAGACACACCUUUUUCCUCAAUGCCAGGGUUUCUCCAACUCGGUCUUGGGGCCUGCCAGGGUGCACGUUUUGGUUUUUGCCCCUAGCGCUACACAGCUGAUUCAAAUAAUCAAAGCUUGCACCCGGGGUGGAGGGGGAUCAGGACCAAGUUGGGGAAACCCUGCUCUAUGCAGUCAACAUGAGUUUUAAAAGAAAUUGUAAACUGUUUUUUGAUCUUGUUUUAUGAUACUCUUAAACCAUGUAAACACCAGGCAAAACAAAGAAAUGAGCCAACAUAACAUUGCUGACUGUACACAUUAAUAUUUAUAUAAAUAUCUGUACUGAUUCAUGCUAGCUUUCAAAAUAGUAUAUUUUAUUUUCGUUAUUGAACAAAAUGACCACUUAUUAUGAGUAAUUUUGCAUUACAGUUUAAUAUAUUGUAAAUAAAUGAUGACUCAGACUGUAAUUUUAUUUUCUCUGGGUUUUUGUUUGACAUUUUCUGCAUUGGUGUUUCAGCCUCCAAGCUCCUAUCUGUCUUUUCAGACUUAAAUAUGCACAUUAGAAAAUAGUCUCCCACUUAACAUUUCUGGAGGGCAUACUGUGGUAUUUUUUUUCAUGAAAGGCAAAUAAAAAUAAAUUCUGUUCUCUGAUGCA
This is a messenger RNA of Oncorhynchus masou masou (cherry salmon), 8617 nucleotides long. RefSeq names its product unconventional myosin-XVIIIa-like. Lineage: Eukaryota; Metazoa; Chordata; Actinopteri; Salmoniformes; Salmonidae. Gene Ontology annotation, cellular component: cytoplasm; myosin filament; myosin II complex. The coding region runs from base 1 to 6255 and encodes 2084 amino acids. The transcript has 41 exons. Gene Ontology annotation, molecular function: ATP binding; cytoskeletal motor activity; actin filament binding. The record is from RefSeq and is a predicted model, not a curated record. Gene Ontology annotation, biological process: actomyosin structure organization.